This is a messenger RNA of Phycodurus eques (leafy seadragon), 5187 nucleotides long. It is a transcript of the gene palmdb, whose product is annotated as palmdelphin b. Gene Ontology annotation, biological process: regulation of cell shape. The coding region runs from base 148 to 2832 and encodes 894 amino acids. The transcript has 8 exons. NCBI's taxonomy places the organism in Eukaryota, Metazoa, Chordata, Actinopteri, Syngnathiformes, Syngnathidae. Gene Ontology annotation, cellular component: cytoplasm; membrane. The record is from RefSeq and is a predicted model, not a curated record.
CUCAGCCUACACAAUCUCCUCAACACAAUCCCAAGCACUGUAAUGAUGUUGGAUAUGCUUUAAAGAGUGACUUCUUUAACACACACUCUGUGAUCCAUCGGCUGAAAGACGCACUACACUAGAUAAAUCAUCGUUUUGAAGCCCAUCAUGGAGGAAAGAAACCUGCUAAAAGAACGUCUGCAGGCUAUCACGGACAAAAGGAGAAUCCAGGAAUACAUUGCCAAGAAAAGAAGACAGAUAGAGGAAGAAAAACUCAAACUCCAAUACAUAAAGAAGAAGACCCUGAGGGAGCAAUGGCUGAUGGAUGGUUUGAGUCAGCAAUCGGAGGAGGAGCAGGAGGCAAUGAGGCUUCAGGCUCAAGAUGAACAGCAACAGAGCGAUCAACUGCAGUGCAACAUCGACAGGAUAGAAAAAGAGAUCAAGGCCUUAGAAACAGAGGAGCUCAACAUCUCUGCGAAUGAGGAAUUUGUUCUGAAGCGAUUAAAAGAAGUUGAGAGGACACCUGAGGACAUUAUCAAGAGAGCUACUUCAGAGACUGAAGGAUCAGAUGGCCAAGAACUGAACAAAGAUCGCAGCAGUUCGGAGAAUUACGACUUUGACGUUGUCACUAUGGAAACCACUGAGCGAUCAGAACUGGAGAUGAGCAGCAGUGGGGAGGUCACUGUGGCCGAUUUAACCGAGAUGGAAAUCAAUUUCAAUAUUGAUAGCGAGCAAAUUAGUAUUCAUGCAGAUCAAUCAGAUUUCAACGACGGGUCGAGUUCUAGCAACCUCUCAACUGACCUGGUAACCAGAGCAGCCAGUGUGUCGCCCGCCUGCCCUGAGACCGGCGUUUGCAAUGACAUACCGAUCCAUGAGGAAAAGGAAGCUGUACCGUUUGAGGAAGGACGUGACGAGCUUAAAAGAAAUGAAUCCAUCACUUCUUCUGUGUCCGACACACUCUCAAGUGCUGAAAGUGUUUAUGAAAACGAGGCUCAUUGUAAGACACAGGGAACAAUGGAACAAGAGCAGGAUUUAGAACAGCAUCGUGCACUACAGAAAGACUUGGACCCAAUGAGGCUCGUUGAAACACAAGAAACAUCAGCGGUAGAGCCAGACACAUACCCGGCGCAAUCUAUGGAUCUACAAUUAUACCUGGAUGAAGAAGAGGAACCCAAUUUUUGCAAUGAUGACUAUCACAAUUUGGAGUUAGAUGAAGAGGGGGACCCUGAAGUCCCUGGAAAUGUUUGUGAGCCACCCAUUCCCGAGGAAUUGAUGCUAGAGCAGAACAUUAGAGAAGAUGCUUUGUCAGAUAUAUCAAGCGAAUCCUGCCGUUAUUUUGACCCUGAGGAAGUCGAAGAAUGCCUAAGAGUUGAAGUUGCAGCUGCUUCCUCUGAUAGUGAGACAGAUGAAAAAUGGAGAACAAUAUUUUCCUCUUCUAUAAACAAAGAAGAUGACGACUCCUAUUUGGACAGCCUUCAGUUAAGCGCACAGGAGCUCUUUGUGCAGAAAGUUGAAGUGAUCGACUCAGAAGAACCUGAUAACGAUCACUAUGACGAAGUCCAACUUAACGUUCCAGAAAUAGAAGAACUGCUGGAAGAGUCAGAUACCAUAUCUUGUUCUAUACCACCACAAGAUGGUAAAUGUAUCUCGUUGAGCCUUCAAGGUCUGUCCAAAAUCUCUGAAGAUGAAAAUGAAAAUGGGAAAGAUGACAGUAAUAAUUACAGCACUCAAGAACAAUACUCCCAGAACAAGAUGUCAGAUCCAAACAGGAAGCUACCCAAAGACUUCUGCGUGAUACAAGAGACAGCGAGUGAGAACGUUAGCACAGAGCAUGUUGACUUCCAGUUGGCUCGUAAACAGUGGCGGGCAAUGGAAGAACAAACCAAAAACAAGGUUCUCAUACCUGCAACUAGGCUGCCCAAUUUCCAUUGCAGCCACAGUUGCAUGUACACACCGGUCCGAAACAUCGAAAGAACAAACAGGAAAUCCCAGGACCUGGAAAACCUGACUCUGGUUGGGGAUUACACAAACACUCAAUUCAGCCCAUGCUCAGAAGAUUCUGGCUUGGACGAUUCCAGCUACAGAUCUCCUAAUGAUGACUUUGAAACACCAGUUGAAAGGGAGAUUCGCAUAUCAAUGGAAAGAGAAGAGAAAUUCAGAAAGGAGAGGGGUCUGUCCUGUAUGGGCAAGUCUGCAGACACUCAGUUUAGCACCCCAUCACAAGGAAUCCCGAGAUCCAUAAGCACUCCGCUGACGCCGUCAUUCAUCAUCACCUCAUCUCCCACAAAGGAACCAUCAAAAAAUGAAAUGUCCCCAACAAAUGUUAUCAUUCUUGACCCAAGUAGUGAUUUCAAUUCCAAUCCCAGGCAUGGCGAAUGGUGCUCUGAGGACAGCAGCUCUAAUCUUAUCAUUUUAGAGACAUCCAAUCUGAUUAUUCGCAGUGCCUCAGAGUUCUCGCUCAACAAAGCCUGUGAGCCCCAGGAGAAAAUGUUCAUGAGCAACCCCUUUUUCAAGCUCCGUUCAAGAAGCACAAUGUCGCUGGUGGAUGAGGAGAUACAAAUGGUGAAGCAAAGGGAGGAAGAGCUGAGAAAAGAGAGGGCAAAUCUUUAUGGCAUAGGCAGGUUCAGUGAUAAAAGGAUGCUGUCAAACAACUUGGGUACUUUGUCAUUGGAUAAUCCAGCUUGUUUGCCAUUGAAGUGCAAGUCCUCGCCAUCAUCACCAAUGAAAACCCCCAAGAUGGAUCGUUCGACUUUAUCCUGCGACCACAGAUUUCCAGACGUCUACACCGCAGGAAGACGCAAGAGUGCCAUGGCUCUGCGCUGGGAGGCAGGCGAGUUCACUAAAAAUGCCUAACAAGGAAAUGAUAAGACAUACCUUAUUAAUUCUAUGUGUAAAACAAAAUAAGAUGCCGUGUUGCCAAUAUUCAUCUGAUUUUGUGAUAUCAAAUCAAUGUUUCAGUAUUGCUUUGGGCUGGGGAAAAAAAUGCAAUAGUUAAAAAUUUUUGUGGCUGUAUUCUGCUGGAAAUAAGUCUUCAGAGUGCUUUAGCAAUCAUACAAUGGACAAAGUAUGGUUUGAGUAAGGGUGUGCAAUAGAUUUAAAAGUCAAAUCGAGGGAAAAUCGAAAGCUAAAUUAGUUCAAGUAAUGCAAGUAACUGACGCCCUCCUUAAAUAGGUUCAUAAUUGCCUAUGCUUGCCGUAGGAUGUGUGCAAAGCACUAUUUUUGUCGAAAUGAAGCUCCUUAAUUCACUUCAACAUAGUUCCUUGGCACCAAGAUGCCACAAGAAGGCACCAAAGUAAUACUUUUAUUGCCCCAGGUGUUCUAAUACUUUUGUCCAUAUACUUUAUAAAAGUAGAGCAACAUAGCGAGUAUCAAAGGAAGGAAUGAAGGUGACAUUACUCAUAACCUUUGGCAUUUGUAUAUUGUUGAACGAUUAUAUUUGCUUUCCACUGCAAUUAUACAACAGCUUCAAUCUGAAGAUGAAAAGACGAUUUAGUGUAGAAGGAAAAAAAAUAUUCCAGAGCCUUGGGUAUAAAAGUGAAUUUCAAAGUUCAGCCAAAGAUAGAACAUAAAGGGGAAACCCUCUUGCUAAUGUUGGUCCCCUGAGAUUGACUAGCAACCAGUCCAGAGAGUAUUUGUUCUCUUGCCCCAAAUCAGCUUGAAUAGGCUUCAACUUACCCGCGACCUAGAACAGGAUACUCAGUCGAAAAUGACUGAAGACUAGCAGGCAAAAAAAAAAAAAAAAAAAAGGAGUUCUGAUCAUUCUUUCUUGAGGAACUAAUUUGUGUUACAAGAAAAUGAUUGAUGAAGGGUAGCAUAAUGUUUUGCAACAGAAUACAUGACAGCUCCGGAAUGAAAUUUGGGGAAAGCUUGGCUCUGAAUUUGGACCCUUACUGCGCAACGUAAUCCUUUUCCUAUGAGUAAUUGUCCAAACAGCCAAUAACUAUUGCGGCAUUUAUGUCAUGCUUUUGUACUAUGACCAAACGAACCAUUCACAAAAGAGUUUUUGCUGAAAUGUGUGUGAAUGUAAGACAAAUGUAUUGUUGAAUUCAGUCUUUGCUAAACCACUGUUGAGACCUUAAAUGUGAAACAUAUUUAUUGACAUAUUUUGCAGUUACUAUCAUAUAUGCUAAUCGGGAAAAUGCCACAUUCUGCGUGUAUCUAUUAUUAUGCCAGUUCGCGACGUAUGACCACCCAUCCAGUGAGCUGGGUGGCAUAAAAAAAAAAAAAAGAUUGUUACAAAGGAUUUGCUUAUAUGUGCCAUGAUGUUGUUUGUUAUUUUUUUUUAAUGCCAAUUAAUUAAUAUAUAAAAUGAUGUAUAUAUUAUAUUUAUAUAAAUUAUUCAAUGAUAGAAGAGCUAAACUAAAAAGCACUUAAAGGAGACAUAUUAUGCAUUUAUUUUGCAUGAUUUAAAACAUUACCCCAGUGUUUUAAUAACAUCUGUGACAUUCUUUUGUCAAAAUACCCCAAGGACCUUUUUUUUUUUUUUGUUUUUUGUUUUUUGUCCAGCUCCUGACUUACACUUGUCAAUUAAUGUGGUGAUCUGUGUAUGUGGUGCAUGAAAUGGGCUCGUCACCAAACAUAAAUAGCCCUACCUCAUCAAUAACUACACUGAGCGAUCAGGUUUGUGCCAGAAACAAACCGUAAUUUGGUCUUCCGGCACACACUGACUCAUUGCAGCUCUGCUUAUGUUUUUGUGGGCCGAGAAACUAUGUAAAAUUAGCCCCGCUGUCAGGUCACAAUCUGGUGAAAUCAAGAACGAUUCACUGUCAAGCAUAUUUCCCGAAACAAAUGAUUUACUUUCUUGGUGAAUUUCACACUUGAUGCGCAGGCAUUCAGAGACGUAACAGUUUGCAUCCAAGCAGUUAAAAAGUUAUAUUUUCAUAAUAUGUCCCCUUUAACUUUUUAUUCAGCUACAGUGAAGCUGAGGUAUACAGUAUAUACAAUCAAAUCAUUUUUGCUCAUGUUGUAAGAAAGCAUUUUCCAACAGCCUAAACAAAAACAGCAAGCUUGGUGUUUCUUGGCCUUAGAGUCAACUUCCAGUGUUGUUUUACAUAUCAUGUUGAUUCAUUGUUGAAGCACUGCAUCUAUCUUACUGAUGUUUUGACAUUCUCUUAAUGUUUCCUGCUAAGGUUUUUACUGGGUAAUGCUUGGAAAUUCUCAAUAUUGCCCAUGCAAGUGAGCCAUUUGUGCAACAAUAAAAUAUUGUAA